CCAUCUCACUCGUACAUACCGCAAUGUCGAAACCAAACCCCUUCCUGAACCUCUUCAGGCGGUACUACUCCCACCAGCCCGUCAGACCACCCACCAACACACGCACGCGCCCCUCCCUCCACCCACAAUGCCUCCGCGCCCGCUUCCGCACGCAAUUCCUCCUCCUCCGCCGCAACCUCGGCGGCGCGCCGAAUAGCAGCCAUACCCCCCUCGACCCCAGCUUCGUCUCGAUUCUCGACCGACCGGCCAAAAUGGCGCGCGUGGGAAAGCAACACGGCCCCGGGUUGAUCAUCCUCGCUAUCAUCCCGAUCACCGCCUUCGCGCUGGGAUGCUGGCAAGUCCAGCGGCUGGGGUGGAAAACCGAGCUCGUCGCGCGGUUUGAAGACCGCCUUACGUUCCCGCCGCUGGAGCUUCCGCUAAGAAUUGAUCCGGAUGCGAUUGCGGACUUUGACUACAGGCGGGUUUAUGCAAAGGGCAAACUGCGGCAUGACCAGGAGAUGCUGAUCGGGCCGCGGAUGCUCGAGGGCGAGGAGGGUUACACUGUUGUUACGCCUUUGGAGCGGGAAGACGCGCAGGGAAAUAAGAGUAAGAUAUUGUGCUGUCGAGGGUGGAUCAGGAAGGAUGCAGCGAAACACUGGUUCCGGAAGAAGAACGGUGCGCUGCCCGAGGGGGACGUUACUGUGGAGGGGUUGCUGAGGAUCCCGCCAAAGGGCAAUAUGUUUACGCCGAGGAAUAUUCCAGAGGAGGGAAAGUGGUUUUUCCCGAAUGUGGAGGAGAUGGCGAAGUGGAGUGGGAGUCAGGCGGUUUGGGUUGAGGAGACGAUGACGCCGGAUUUGCUCGAGAGCUACGCGCGUGAGCCCAAGGGUAUACCGGUUGGUCGCGCGCCCACGGUGAACCUGCGCAACAACCACACACAGUACAUCUUCACAUGGUACGCGCUGAGUUUCGCGACCUCAAUCAUGUUCUGGAUGGUCGUCAAGAAGCCCAUCUCCGGGCAAGCUAAGCGCGUGCGCCAUAGCGUCGACUGGUCAUAACCUCAUUAAACUGAUUCUUCCGUUCCCAUCACUCAUCAUCCCCAUCCUCUUCGGGGAUAGCCUCCAUCCGUUUCCUUUUUUGCCGCUUCAGCUUCGGCAGCGGCUGCAUGCGCAGCUGCUGGAGCAGCUCCCUGGGCAGCAGCUUCUGCGCGAGGAAGAAAUAUGUACUACUAUCUGUAACCUGGCGCGUCCUGUGCGGGCGUAAGCAACUGUAACUAUCGCCGUGUAGCAAGUAUCUGAAGGGAGGUUGUGUUGGAGCGUACUAUGCAACCCUUGCGGUGCAGCGAGACGUAGAACGAAAAAUUGUUUGUAGGAAUGUUGUUGGGACAUGCACAUACCUCUUGAGC
Molecule: messenger RNA, 1381 nt
Organism: Paraphaeosphaeria sporulosa
Lineage: Eukaryota; Fungi; Ascomycota; Dothideomycetes; Pleosporales; Didymosphaeriaceae
Product: SURF-family protein Shy1
Exons: 3
Coding region: 24-1034 (336 amino acids)
Biological process (GO): mitochondrial respiratory chain complex IV assembly
Cellular component (GO): mitochondrion; membrane
Source: RefSeq, a predicted model, not a curated record